Molecule: messenger RNA, 558 nt
Organism: Micromonas commoda
Lineage: Eukaryota; Viridiplantae; Chlorophyta; Mamiellophyceae; Mamiellales; Mamiellaceae
Exons: 1
Coding region: 1-558 (185 amino acids)
Source: RefSeq, a predicted model, not a curated record
AUGCUGAAUGGCACGCUCACGCCUCUCGUGUUGGGCGGGCUUUUCGACGGGGUUCUCGGCGCGGGAGGGUCGCAGGAGAGGCCACAGGGGCUCGGUCUUCACCAGUAUGGCGAUAUCAUAACUCUCGGUCUUUGCCCCCCCGCGCCCAAUUGCGUGUCCACCGCCGAGGACCUCAACGACGAUUCACACUUCGUCCCGCCGUGGACGUACAACCCCCAGGAGGGUCGCGGCAUCAGGAACCCGGCGACGCAGGAGCAGGCCAUGGAGGAGCUGGUCGACGUGAUACAAAACACCGAUUGCGACGGAUACGAGACCAACAUCGUGACCAAGCUGUCGGACUACCUCUACGUGGAGUACAAGUCCCCGAGGCUGGGGCUCGUCGACGACGUGGAGUUCUUCUUCGCGCCCGAUCCUUCCGGGUCCUCGUCGCUCGCCAGGGUGGAUUACAGGACGUCGGGCCGCGUCGACGCGCCCAAGAGCGCGGAGACACAGCGCAAGAGGAUCAAGACCCUGCGGCUGGCGCUGCAGAAGAAGGGAUGGAAGUCCGUUGGGUUCUGA